This is a messenger RNA of Cajanus cajan (pigeon pea), 678 nucleotides long. The record is from RefSeq and is a predicted model, not a curated record. NCBI's taxonomy places the organism in Eukaryota, Viridiplantae, Streptophyta, Magnoliopsida, Fabales, Fabaceae.
GAAAAGGGUCGUUCUCUCGUGGCUACUAGGGAUUUCUAUCCAGGGGAAGUGAUUAUAAGCCAAGAGCCUUACGUUUCUGUUCCAAACAACUCCUCGGUAUCCGCGCAGAAAAGGUGUGAUGGGUGUUACGCGACAACUAAUGCCCUUAGCAGGUGCUCUCGUUGCCAAGUUGCACGCUAUUGUGGAACCGCAUGUCAGAGGUCAGAGUGGAAGCUGCAUCGUCUUGAGUGUGAGGCCCUCUCCAGGCUUGACAAAGACAAGAGAAAGUCUGUCACACCAUCCAUACGGUUGAUGGUGAGACUUUAUCUUCGGAGGAAGUUGCAAAAUGAAAAGAUCAUCCUAAGCACUGUUAUGGACAACUAUCACUUGGUGGAGGCUUUAGUGUCUCAUAUGUCUGACAUCACAGAGGAGCAGCUGGUGCUUUAUGCACAAAUGGCUAAUCUUGUAAACUCCAUACUACAAUGGCCAGAAAUCAAUAUAAAAGAGAUUGCAGAGAAUUUUUCUAAGUUUGCCUGUAAUGUGCAUACCAUUUGUGACAGUGAGUUGAGACCUGUGGGAACAGGAUUGUAUCCUGUUAUUUCUAUUAUCAAUCACAGCUGUUUGCCAAAUUCUGUGUUGGUUUUUGAGGGAAGGUCAGCUUUGGUACGUGCUAUGCAGCAUAUACCCACAGGUACUGAG